AUCCGGCCGAGGCGCCCCAACCCGGUCGGGCCGGGACCUCGGCCCACUAAGGCCCCCCGCCUUCCAGGCCGGCUUGGCACGAUGUAACCUGGGGUUGAUGCUACGAAGGAGCGAGUCACGGGGAGCGCUUAUCCUGCGCCUCUCAAGUCUCGUUUAGCUCUCAAUGUAAGACUGAACUGCUGUUUUACAUUCUCAGAGGAAGAGCGGUUUCAUCAAACACAUGAGGCGAAGUGAGUGAGCACCAUGUCCGACUCAGCGCAGCGCCGUGUUCAAGCGAUCGGCGAUCAGCUUGCCGGCGAGACCAGUAUUCCACCCAUCUUCAAGGUCGCCCCGAGCGGCCCGCGAGUUGCCGGCAAAGUGGUCAUUAUCACCGGCACGAACUCCAUCCUCGGCAUCGGCCGCGCCUCGGCGCAUCAGUUCGCAGAACACGGCGCCAAGGCCGUGUACAUCUGCGACUACGAUGACACCAACCUCGAGGCGCACAAGCGCGAGAUCAACGCCCUGUUUCCCCAGGUAGACGUCCACACGCGGCAGUUUGAUGCGGCCGACGAGAAGGCCGUGAAGGAAGUCAUCGACGACGCGAUGAAGCGAUAUGGCCGCCUCGACGUCUUCUUCGCCAACGCCGGCACAAUCGGCCCACACGCCUUGUUUACGGAGAUUGACGCCGACGACUUCAUGGAGACCAUGCGGGUGAACUCACUUGGGGUUUUUCUCGCCGCCAAGCACGCCGCCCCAGCAAUGCAAGUCACCUCGGCCACCAAACCCACCCCCUCAGGGAGCAUCAUCGCAACGGCGUCGGUGGCCGGCCUGCGCUCCAACGCGGGGAGCACGCCCUACUCGGCGUCCAAGGCGGCCGUGGUCUCGAUGGCGCAGACGGUGGCCUUCCAGCUGGCGGGGACGGGGGUGCGAAUCAACGCGCUGUGCCCGGGCCUGAUCGAGACGGGCAUGACGGCGCCCGUCUUCGAGAUGGCGCGGGCCCGCGGUACUCAGGGCCGCAUCGGCCAGCUCAACCCGCUCAAGCGGGCGGGCCACGCCGACGAGAUCGCGCGCGUCGCGCUGUUCCUCGGCAGCGACGAGAGCAGCUAUGUCAACGGGCAGGCCUGGGCGGUGGAUGGUGGGCUGAGCGCGGGCCAUCCGUACGUGCCGGGGCGGUUGGGUUGAUCCGGUGGCUUUUUGGACUCUUGGGGGCGUGUCUUGACUCAUUGAGUGCUUGAGGCUUGCUCAUGAAGACGCUGUUCGCAUCAUAAUAGAUAUUUAAGGACACAUUUUAGGCUGCGUGCAGUCUGGUAGUCAUGGACUGUAAUUCGCAAUCUCUCUUCAUCUC
Messenger RNA from Chaetomium strumarium, 1324 nucleotides. RefSeq lists its product as uncharacterized. Lineage: Eukaryota; Fungi; Ascomycota; Sordariomycetes; Sordariales; Chaetomiaceae. The record is from RefSeq and is a predicted model, not a curated record. The transcript has 3 exons. Bases 244 to 1161 code for a protein of 305 amino acids. Gene Ontology annotation, molecular function: oxidoreductase activity.